Helianthus annuus (common sunflower) is the source of this 1151-nucleotide messenger RNA. RefSeq names its product probable LRR receptor-like serine/threonine-protein kinase At1g07650. Gene Ontology annotation, biological process: hormone-mediated signaling pathway. The record is from RefSeq and is a predicted model, not a curated record. Bases 165 to 1058 code for a protein of 297 amino acids. Gene Ontology annotation, cellular component: plasma membrane. NCBI's taxonomy places the organism in Eukaryota, Viridiplantae, Streptophyta, Magnoliopsida, Asterales, Asteraceae. Gene Ontology annotation, molecular function: protein binding. The transcript has 12 exons.
AUUUUUACACCUUCCUUCCUACAAGAUUCACCUCACCACCACCAUCUUCUUCUUCGUCAGAUUUCACCAUUGCCAUCUAUAAUCUCUCAAAUUCGAUCAGUGAGAUAAUCUUCUGGUGCAUCACUCUUCCUGUCUUUUCUGUAACGAAUCCAACAACCAACAACAUGAAGAAAUUGUUAUUCUCUGGAGUUGUGUGGAUUUUGUGCUCAUAUUUUACAUUUUCACAACCACCGAAACUGCAUAAGCAAGAAGUGGAAGUACUUAAAAAAAUAUGGGAAAAGUUAGGAGUGUUGGAGAAGAAAGAAUGGAGUUUGAAUAAGGAUCUGUGCAAUAGCACUGAAUUGGAAUGGGUCUUUGUUCGGUGCAACUGCUCAUUUGAAAGUAAUACCACCUGCCGUAUCACAAAAAUACAAAUAAACUCCAAGAAUUUUUCAACUGCUCUCCCAGUUGAGUUUACCAAGCUUCUGAAGCUCAAAUACCUGGAUCUGAGUUAUAAUAACUUCACUGGAACAAUACCAUCUGAAUGGGCUACUAUGCAGUUGACUGACCUACUCCUCAGGGGAAACCGGUUAUCUGGACCUUUCCCAACAACUCUUACUUCAAUGACCUCCCUAACAUAUCUGAACAUACAUGGAAACGGCUUUUCAGGCCACAUACCUGAACAUAUAGCCAACAUGAAGAAUUUGGAGACUCUUGUAUUGUCUUCAAAUUAUUUCUCGGGAGAGCUCUCGGAUGGAUUUGCAAAUCUUACCAAUUUGAAGGAACUGAAGUUAAGUGACAACAAUUUCACUGGAAAGAUACCUAAGUUUAUUAGCCGGUGGACUAAAAUCGAGACCUUGGAAGUACAAGGUUCUUCAUUUGAGGGGCCCAUUCCUUCUAGCAUCUCUAUCUUAACCCACCUAAAAGAUCUGAAAAUUAGUGAUUUAAAAACACACACUUCAACCUUGCCAUCAGUGGAGAAAUUGAUAAAAUUACGAACGUUGGUACUAAGGAAUUGUUUGAUCCAAGGGUCAAUUCCCAACGAUAUCGGGAAUUUGCCAGAUCUAGAGGUCCUGUAAGUUACUCAAACCAUGUUCCUUGCUUCUAUUAUAUAUAUUAUCACGUAAAGUUAACUUUUAUUAGUAUUAAGAUUUUCUACGUUUUAAAACUAA